GUUUGUCCGGCUGUCGAUGGAAAAUAAAUAACAGAAUUUGUUAAAAAAUAACAGAAGGAAGGAAAAUGAUAAUUUAGUUGUUAUUGGGGCGAUGAGGCGCAGGCCGCUGGUGCUCCGGGUUACGAAGUCGCCGGUCCUGUGUGUGCAGAAGUGCAGAGACGAGUCGGGGAUGGAGGAGGAGGGAACAGCAGGUCCGGAGUCCUCCCCGUCUUCAUCAAAAGGCCGGGAAGAUGGUGCUGAGGAGGAGGAGGAGGAGGAGGGAGAAGAGGGUUGCGGCCCUUCCGGUGAUGAUGGCAUCACGUCGGACGAGGAGUGGCAUCCCAGUGCUCGCGGAUCUGCGGCUGGUUUGACGAAGAGAGGGAAGACGGAGCGCGCGAGAGAAAAAGAGCUCGUCUCGGCAUGUUCCGAAGCGCAUCGUGCGAAAGAGGAAGAUCCGGGAUGCGGGAGCAAAUUCUACUGCGAGGAGUGCAAGUCCUUCUACGUGGACGAGUGUGAGACCCAUGGCCCUCCCUCCUUUAUCCCUGACUCUCCUGCCCCCCUGGGGGCACCUCAAAGGGCCCUUCUCACACUUCCUCCAGGCAUGAUGGUGUCACGGUCCAGCAUCCCCGAGGCUGGUCUGGGGGUAUUUAAUCAGGGGGAAACUGUUCCUGUGGGCACACAUUUUGGACCCUAUGAAGGGGAGGUGACAACCAGGGAGGAGGCCAUUGAGAGCAGCUACUCCUGGGUGGUCUGCAGGAAGAAGAACCAGUUUGAGUACAUUGACGCUAAACGGGACACUCACUCGAACUGGAUGAGGUAUGUGAAUUGUGCGCGUAGCGAAGAGGAGCAGAACCUGGUGGCGUUCCAGCACAGGGGGCGUGUCUUUUACCGCUGUCUCCGCCCCAUCCUACCAGGACAGGAACUGCUGCUGUGGCAUGAGGACGAUUAUGCCAAGGAGUUGGGCAUCACCUGGGACUACCUGUGGGACAAGAAGUGUAAUCCUGCAGAUAGGAGCACAAGAGCCUUCCCCUGUACUCAGUGCCGCUUCUCCUUCACGGCAGAACUCUAUCUUAACAAGCACAUUAAGCGUUCUCAUUCUCCGAUAGUGAAAAGUCGUCCGCGGAUUCGGACCGGAGAACAGCUGCACUGCUGCUCAGAGUGUGGUCAGAAUUUCACCCUGUCCUGCAACCUCAAACGGCACGAGCGAGUCAGUCACACUCGGGAAAGGCCUUUCUGCUGCAUUGAAUGCGGACAAAGUUUCAGUCAGCCCAUCGGCCUAAAAAGACAUCAGCAGAGUCACUUGAGAGAAAAGCCAUAUCUCUGCACUGAGUGUGGGAGGAGCUUCUGUUGGUCUGCUGGUCUUAAGAGGCAUCAGCAGAAUCACACAAAGGAGGGAUUCUACCUUUGUACUGACUGCGGAAAGAGCUUUAUUCAGUCAGGAGCUUUAAAGAGACACCAGCAGAUUCACUCGGGAGAGAGGCAGUACCUUUGCACUGAAUGUGGGAAGAGUUUCACUUGGUUGCACAGCCUUAGACAACAUCAGCGAAUUCACACUGGAGAGAAGCCAUACUGCUGCACCCAGUGCGGCAAGAGUUUUGUUCUGUCGGAACAGCUAAAGGUUCACAUACGAACUCACACUGGGGAGAAACCAUUUCUCUGCACGGAAUGCGGGGAGAGUUUUCGGCAGUCUGGAGAUUUAAAGCGUCACGAGCGGAAACACACCGGAUUCAGACCGUGCCACUGCAGCGAGUGCGGAAGGAGCUUCAGCCGUCCUCAGAGCCUUAAAGCUCAUCAGUUACUUCACAAAGGGGAAAGACCAUACCACUGCUCCCAGUGUGAUAAGAGCUUCUCUCGGAAUGGGCACCUGAGGAGACACCACCAAAAAAUGCAUUCGUGAGAAGGUUUAAAAGCUCUCUCAACUGUAUUUGUGUAAAUGUACCAUUUUCAGAUUUAAGGGCAUUUUUAUGAAUUUAACAGCUGCGUAAGAAUGCUACCCUAAGCACAGGAUGGACUUAUUGUGUCCUAUACAAUGAUUCUUCAUAGACUUUUCUAUGUAAUUAAUCUGCCUUAAUGAUCAUGAGCACCUCCCUCUUAUUAAAAUAUCAAGCAGCAGAAACAAACACGCUGCCUGAAACCGCUUGUCCCGAGUUGGGUCGCGGUGAGCCGGAGCCU
Messenger RNA from Scleropages formosus (Asian bonytongue), 2151 nucleotides. RefSeq names its product histone-lysine N-methyltransferase PRDM9-like. Gene Ontology annotation, molecular function: protein binding; DNA-binding transcription factor activity, RNA polymerase II-specific; RNA polymerase II cis-regulatory region sequence-specific DNA binding. Gene Ontology annotation, biological process: regulation of transcription by RNA polymerase II. The transcript has 7 exons. Lineage: Eukaryota; Metazoa; Chordata; Actinopteri; Osteoglossiformes; Osteoglossidae. The record is from RefSeq and is a predicted model, not a curated record. Bases 92 to 1876 code for a protein of 594 amino acids.